CGACGACGACAUUCAUUCUCUUGAACCAGCGCAACAAGCGGUACUUUGUCCAAGAUGUCGACCAUUCUCCGUACAUUGCGGAACUUGAGCAGGAUUGGCCUUAAGGAAUAUGGCCAUCAGAUGCAGUACAUGGGUGACACCAAAGCCGGUACCUUGGUCGGCGUUGAUCGAUUCGGAAACAAAUAUUUUGAAAACAUGGAGGAGGAGCUUCCUCUCCGUACCCGUUGGGUUGAUUACAAGGAGAAGGAAUAUGACCCCUCCCAGCUCGAGACCGGCUGGCACGCCUGGAUCUCUUACAUGGUCGAUACCCCUCCCACUGGCGACAAGAUUUUGCAGACUGGUGUUCGCGCCUGGGAGCUGCAGGAACACAGGCCUAACCUGACCCUGAGCCGUUCCGCUUUCAAGACCUAUUCAACCGUUCGGCCCAAAUACUCAGCAUGGACCCCCGUUGCUGCUCCUCGGUAAUCUAGCCAAGGUUGUUCUUCCGAGUUAGGUUCUAUUAGACCGAUGGUUACCGGAGUAUUUGUGGGCAAUGUGUAAAUAAAGAUAUUCCUAUUACAGUUUCAAUUCCUCAUGGUCAUAUUUACAAACAAAUCUGUGCUUUUCACCGCCUAUAUAUAUUUAUAUAUAUAUAUAUAUA
Molecule: messenger RNA, 640 nt
Organism: Aspergillus ochraceoroseus IBT 24754
Lineage: Eukaryota; Fungi; Ascomycota; Eurotiomycetes; Eurotiales; Aspergillaceae
Product: complex I NDUFA12 subunit family protein
Exons: 7
Coding region: 55-465 (136 amino acids)
Biological process (GO): mitochondrial respiratory chain complex I assembly; response to oxidative stress
Cellular component (GO): membrane
Source: RefSeq, a predicted model, not a curated record